GGCCUCUCGCAGCCUUGCCAUCAUUUUCUUGGCGUUAUAGUCCUGCCUGCCGGCCGGCCUCCAGGAUCGAUCAGCAAAGCUAAGAGCCAGGCGGCAAGGGCCAGUCGUCGGAACGAACACACAGACAGCCGCAUAAAUCCAUCCAUCCAUCCCCUCCCUCUCCCUCUCCCUCUCCCUGCAGGCCGGCAGCCGUUGGAGGAAGCCACAGACGACAAGGCACCCCGACCGAGUCUGAUCCCUCUUCUCGUCCCAAUCAUCUCUGCGCUAGAAACGCCGCCAUGGCUCAGCAGAAGAACGCGCACGUGCCCAAGUUCGGCAACUGGGACAACGACGGCAACGUGCCGUACACGCUCUACUUCGACAACGCGCGCAAGGGCAAGGGCGCCGGCGGCAAGAUGAUCAACCCCAACGACCCCGCCGAGAACCCGGAGGCCUUCUCCAUGGCCGCGCCGUCGCCGGCGCAGACGCCUCCGCGGCACGAGCGCCGGCCCAGCGACGCGCCGCCGCCGGCGCCCGUGUCGCCCAACCCCUACGCCGGGUCGCCGUACCAUCACCGCCACGGCGGAAGAGGCGGCGGGCGGGCCGCCGCCGGCGGGUACAGCGUCGAGCAGUCGCCCGUGCACCCUUACAGCACCUCCGAGAGCGCCGGGUACGGCCUCGUGGCCAACUCCGUCGACCGGUCCCGCGCCAAGGGCGGCUCCCGCGGCAACGAGACGCCGACGAGGGGCUCGGCGGUGCCCAAGUUCGGCGACUGGGACUCGAACCCGGCGUCGGCGGAAGGCUACACGCACAUCUUCAACAAGGUGAGGGAGGAGAAGCAGACGCAGGCAGGGAAGCCGGCGGCGUACGGCAAGGACGGCGGCGCGCGUGGCAACGGCGCCAAGCAGCACCACGACGACGGCUACGUCUCAUCGAAAUUCUCGUGCUUUGGAUGGUGCAAGCAGUAGAGACCCGAUGGAAUGGCUGAUGAAUGGUGAUGAUGGAUGGAUAUGGAUACAUACAAAUGUUGAUUCCUCUGGGGAUGUAAAUCUGGAGAAGGAGUGGGGGUUGUGAAUUGUGAUUCUACCUGGACUGCAUUCCCAUCUGUGAUGGAUUGAUGGGCAUGAAACGAUCUCCACGAUCUCUCUCUCUCUCUCUCUUUUUGUGGUAGCUUUCACUUUAGUUUUUGAAGUGAGACAUAGAGUUGGUAGUAGAAGUAAGCAUUGCAUUGUUGUGUUGGUUCUUCACAUCUUCACUAUUGAAUUGAAUUUACGGUACAUGUAUGUACGACAGGAUUGCACUCACUCUGAACUCUGAAGUGAAUAUAUAUUACAGCAUGUUGUUGGCA
Sorghum bicolor (sorghum) is the source of this 1327-nucleotide messenger RNA. RefSeq names its product RPM1-interacting protein 4. Lineage: Eukaryota; Viridiplantae; Streptophyta; Magnoliopsida; Poales; Poaceae. The coding region runs from base 279 to 947 and encodes 222 amino acids. The record is from RefSeq and is a predicted model, not a curated record. The transcript is spliced from 4 exons.